CACCAUUUCCGGGUCUCUCUUUUCCUUUUUGUCAAACAAGGGUGCGUCGCUGACCCUCCGUAACUUGCUCUGUUGCAUUUGCUCUGUCCUCUCUUCUCAGACUCCUAAAAGGCAGUGGGAGAAUGCCACCUGGCUGGUGACAGAGUUUGUGCUGGUGGGUUUCUCCGACCUCCCCCACCUGAGGACCACCCUCUUCGCGCUGUUCUUCCUCAUGUACCUGGUCACCCUCAGCGGCAAUGUCGCCAUCAUCACCAUUAUCCACGUGGAUCGGACCCUUCACACCCCCAUGUACCGCUUCCUGGCGGUGCUGUCCCUCUCGGAGACCUGCUACACGCUGGUCACCAUCCCGAACAUGCUGGCUCGCCUGCUCACGGAGAGCCAGGCCAUCUCCGCGGCUGGCUGUCGGGCGCAGAUGUUCUUCUUCCUGGGGCUGGGCUGCAGCCACUGCUUCCUCCUGACCCUGAUGGGCUAUGACCGCUACGCAGCCAUCUGCCAGCCGCUGCGGUACCCGCUGCUCAUGCGACCCAGCGUCUGCCUCUGCCUGGGAGCCCUGGUUUUCUGCUCGGGCUUCUCGGUGGCCCUGACGGAGACCGGCAUGAUCUUCUCGUCGCCCUUCUGCGGCAGCGACCGAGUGGAGCACUUUUUCUGCGACAUCGCCCCCGUCUUGAAGCUCAGCUGCGCCGAGAGCGCGGGCAGAGCGCUGGCCAUCUUCUUCCUCAGCGUGCUGGUGGUGCUGGUCUCCUUCCUCCUCCUCCUCCUCUCCUACGCCCUCAUCCUGGCUGCCAUCCUGAGGAUCCCCUCGGCCGCGGGCCGGCGCAAGGCCUUCUCCACCUGCGCGGCCCACCUCACCGUGGUGGUGGUGCAUUUUGGCUGCGCCUCCAUCAUCUACCUGCGCCCCGCGUCCGGGGGGGACCCUGCCCGCGACCGCCUGGUGGCCGUCUUCUACACGGUGGUGACGCCGCUGCUGAACCCCGUGGUGUACACGCUGCGCAACAAGGAGGUGCGGGUGGCGCUGAGGAGGACCCUGGCGCGCGGCCGCGGGGCUUUCCGGUGAACACUGGCUCCGCAGGCCGGCUCUGGCCCUUUCGAGGUCGUGUGCCCGGCCUGACGUUCAAUUUCUCCGCCUGGAAACCGGGGGGCAGCUCCCAGAACCUUAGGUGAAAUGGUCUGCUCUAGCCGGUUUGGCGCAGUGGAUGGAGCUUCGGCCUGCGGACUGAGGGGUCCCGGGUUCGGUUCCGGUCAAGGGCACAGGCCUGGGUUGCGGGCUCGAUCCCCAGUAGGGGGCGUGCGGGAGGCAGCCAAUCAGAGAUUCUCUUUCAUCAUUGAUGUUUCUAUC
Molecule: messenger RNA, 1336 nt
Organism: Eptesicus fuscus (big brown bat)
Lineage: Eukaryota; Metazoa; Chordata; Mammalia; Chiroptera; Vespertilionidae
Product: olfactory receptor 10R2-like
Exons: 1
Coding region: 212-1054 (280 amino acids)
Biological process (GO): G protein-coupled receptor signaling pathway
Cellular component (GO): membrane
Molecular function (GO): olfactory receptor activity; G protein-coupled receptor activity
Source: RefSeq, a predicted model, not a curated record